AUGUUGCAUCUUCUUGCCGUUUUUAUAUGCACGAACUGUGCAGGAAAACUUUGCAGCAUGCUAAAACAUGUUCUGAAAAACAAGUCUAAUGUGGAUGUAGCGAAACUUCAAAAGUCUGGUGAUGUUGUGUCGAGAAAUGCAAAAUUCCGACAGAAGAGGACCCAUAGAAUAUGGGCGGCGGACCACAGACCCCACGUUCAGCUCUGCCAAUUGUCGCUAGCUGUCUCAGCCAAGGAACCAGAUGAAAUUAUUUCAAGUAAUGUUACCGGGUUCAUCUGGAUCAUUGACUUUGAAAGCAAGAAAAUCGCUUACCUUGCACCUGCAACUGGAAGCCUUCCCGGGCAAUACUUGAUUCAGGGAAGCCUGAUAGGGGCAAGUGUGCCAAGAUUGGACUUGGGUCCUGCUUUUGAACAGAAGAAUGACAUAGCCAAAGCUGUGGAUGAAGAACUUGAAAAGGUAACAUGUCCUCUUGAUAAGAAUAAGAUUUUAUCCAAUUUGGCAACACCAGCGAACACCUUGCAAUGUGCCUGA
This is a messenger RNA of Fraxinus pennsylvanica, 531 nucleotides long. The record is from the annotation of a GenBank genome assembly. Lineage: Eukaryota; Viridiplantae; Streptophyta; Magnoliopsida; Lamiales; Oleaceae.